Messenger RNA from Musa acuminata AAA Group (dessert banana), 1509 nucleotides. Its product is annotated as WD repeat-containing protein DWA2-like. The transcript has 14 exons. Gene Ontology annotation, biological process: protein ubiquitination. The coding region runs from base 113 to 1168 and encodes 351 amino acids. Gene Ontology annotation, molecular function: protein binding. The record is from RefSeq and is a predicted model, not a curated record. Lineage: Eukaryota; Viridiplantae; Streptophyta; Magnoliopsida; Zingiberales; Musaceae.
CUCUAGAGGAAGAAGAAUCCCCAGCUCUUACCCCCUCACGCAGACGGUGAAGCGCUCCGUCGUCUUACAUAACCAGCAGCUAACCGCCGUCUUCCUCUGUCGCCGGGGGACAAUGCGGGGAGCGUCCACCGGCAUCGUCUACGGCGGCCUCAAAUACCAGGCGAGAUGCAUCGCCGACGUCAAGGCCGACACCGACCACACCAGUUUCCUCGCCGGAACCCUCAGUCUCAAAGAAGAGAACGAGGUACAUCUGAUCCGGCUGUCGCCGCCGGGAUCGGAGCUCGUCUGCGAGGGGCUCUUCUACCACCCAAACGAGAUCUGGGACCUCAAAUCUUGCCCCUUUAACCCCAGAAUCUUCUCCACGGUGUUUACUUUCGGUGAAACAUAUGGAGCAUCAGUUUGGCAAAUUCCUGAGCUCAAUGGUCAGUCGAAUGCCCCGCAACUAGAACAACUUGUCUCCCUCAAUGAGCAUUCUUUCAAGAUUAAAUGUGUUCUUUGGUGGCCGUCGGGGAAGUAUGAUAAACUAAUUAGCAUUGACGAGGGAAAUCUUUUUCUUUGGAGCAUAGAUGCGUCAAACAAGAUGGCCAAGGUGAUAUCACAAGAAUCUGUUGGCAUGCUUCAUAACCUAUCAGGUGGAGCAUGGGACCCUCAUGAUCGAAAUGCUGUUGCUGGUAUAUGUGACUCAUCACUAGAAUUCUGGGAUCUUCGAACAAUGAAGAAGACUUCUUCAAUUGAGCAAGCACAUGCUAGGGAUGUUGAGUACAAUCCUAAAAAGCAGCAUUUACUUGUCACUGCAGAAGAUGUAUCUGGGAUCCGAUUAUGGGACCUUAGAAGACCUAAGUUUCCUGUGAAAGAACUCCCUGGGCAUGCACAUUGGACGUGGGUCAUCAGACACAAUCCUGAGUACAACGAGCUGAUUUUGAGUGCUGGCACAGAUUCAACUGUCAACUUGUGGUUGGCUCAUCCUCCUGGUGCUGAUGAUUCAAUAUCAGAAAGUCCUGUUGACUCACCAAAGCGACCAAAAGAUUCACUCCUCAACUCGUACACCGACUAUGAAGAUAGUGUAUACGGUCUUGCAUGGAGCACCCGGGAACCUUCAGUAUUUGCAUCAUUGUCAUAUGAUGGCAGGGUGGUAGUCGAAUCGGUGAAGUCGUAUAUUAGAAAGUGAAGGUUGUGAUCUUAUCCAGGCACAUGAAGCUUAUGCUCGAUCAACAGUUCCAUUUCUAUAUUUGGACCUCUUUACAGUUUUUUUUACAACUGGAGUUCCUUAUUUUCCAUCCUGCAAGUCUUAGAUUUGACGGUAUCAGUUCCUUCAUAUAAUAGCAUAAUUGCACUUACAAAUGUUCUCCUUAAUUCAGACAUGACAUCGGUUAGUGCAAUAGCUCGAGGAAUGAUUGUGUUAUAGAGAAUUGGAUGAUUCGGAUUUUCCAUUAGACCAAGGAUUGUUUUGCAAAAAUAAGAGAGAUUUCUGAUCGUAAUGGUAGAUGGAAUGCAUAAAUCUGUUCUUUC